UCCUAAACAUACCUUCAAAUCAAACUCUUUGUGGAAUUGCUCGAAUCGAAAUCCUUUCCGAUUAUAUAACUUCUUACCAAAAUGGGGAAGCAUUUUGGUGAAUUGGCUAAAAUUCGAGGAUUGAUCAGCUACAAGUUGUCGCCUCAUGAACAGAGAGCGUUUGCAAAUGCUGUGUCACAUGGGAUUCCAAAUAUUUUUCGCAGAUUUCGCGAGUCCGUCUUUCGCGUAGCUCCACCAUUCAUCAUUGGAUAUCUGGUAUACGAAGGAGUUGAAAGAGAACAUCAUCGACUGGGCCGCAAAAAUCCUGCUGAUUUUGAAAAUGAUCAAUAAACAAUGUUGAAUUUUAAUUUAUUUAGUGAUAAAUUUAUUGUUUAAUAGUAUAAAAACAUAAUAACCAGAUAAUUAAAUGUGUUAAAAUCUA
Messenger RNA from Amyelois transitella, 421 nucleotides. It is a transcript of the gene UQCR-Q, whose product is annotated as cytochrome b-c1 complex subunit 8. The transcript is spliced from 2 exons. The coding region runs from base 82 to 330 and encodes 82 amino acids. Gene Ontology annotation, biological process: mitochondrial electron transport, ubiquinol to cytochrome c. The record is from RefSeq and is a predicted model, not a curated record. Lineage: Eukaryota; Metazoa; Arthropoda; Insecta; Lepidoptera; Pyralidae.